UGUGGACAGGUGAUUGGUAGUAAAAUUAGAAGACGUUUUGCGCACAUCGACGAGUGGAAGGAUUUUAGCCAGUUGUUAGGAAACUAGGCACUAAAGUCGCUAAUAACUCAACAAUGUCCCAAGGGACAGUUUCGGCACGUUUGUCAAUCAACCCCACAAGUGCCAAUUCUCAGGCUAACAACAACGAUGUCUCGGAGGCGGCUUGACAACCGCAAUGGACCUAAUGGGUUACUUGGAGAAAUUCAAACCCUUAUCAAUACGGAACCGAUGGACAGUAUGUACGAAAUCACCGGCGAGUUGGGCAGGGGGAAAUUUGCAGUGGUGAAGCGGUGCACGGAGAAGGCCACGGGAAAGGUGUUCGCCGCCAAGUUCCUGCGGAAGCGGCGGCAGGGGCGAGACUGCCGGGCCGAGGUGGUGCACGAGAUGGCCGUGCUGGAGGCGGCCCGCAACAACCCUCGUGUGGUCAACCUGCAAGCUGCCUACGAGACAGACCACGACAUCAUCCUGCUGCUGGAAUAUGCGGCGGGGGGUGAGAUCUUUGACUACUGUGACUGUGAUGAGCUGCUCCCAGAGGGCCAGGUCACACGGCUGAUCAGACAGAUGCUGGAGGGCGUUCACCUUCUCCACCAGACCAGCGUGGUGCACCUGGACCUCAAGCCCCAGAACAUUCUCUUGACCAGCCUGGCUCCGCUGGGGGACAUAAAGAUUGUGGACUUUGGCCUGGCGCGCAAACUGGGCACAGUCGGAGAGCUCCGAGAGAUCUUGGGCACGCCCGAGUAUGUGGCCCCAGAAAUUCUAAACUACGAGCCUAUCACCACGGCAACUGACUUGUGGAGUGUGGGGGUGAUAGCCUACAUGCUGGUGACAGGCGAGUCUCCGUUUGCAGGAGACGACAAACAGGAGACGUACCUGAACGUGUCCCAAGUCAAUGUGGACUACAGCCAAGAGGCCUUCUCCAGGGUGUCGGAGCUCGCCGUCGACUUCAUCCGCAAGCUGCUGGUCAAAACACCAGAGGACAGGUCCAGUGCAGCCGACUGCAUGACCCACCCCUGGCUGUGGCAUCAGUACCCAAGUACCGAGCCCGUCACGCCACGUACACGCCGCCAGAGGAGCAGUGGUAACAAGUGGGCCGCCCCACCCGAGGACCCACAGGACAAGGAGAACUUCACCUUGGACUCGUCCCACGCCAAGCGGUUUCGGUUUGAGGUGGAGACGCCCGGGGACUUUUGAGGGGGAAAGAGCGACGCAAGCGCCCCCCUCCUGCGACCUCCCCUUGUGGUUUUAUGCAGCAAGGAACCUGCAGGCCUUUUCUGUUCUACCGCUCGCUUGUAUCCAGUGUGUCCGGCCAAACCAAAGUUAACCAGCUUACUUUGUGAUCUAAUGAGUAAUAGUAUUUUAGAGUGAGCUGUUUUGUCUUUUGUUUUGUCUAGGACAUUUAUGUCCCUGAAUUUACAGAGAAUGGGUGGCCAGAUAUAUCUCAAGGGAAAUCGAUGCUAUACUGUUUUUCCACAAACUUUUAAGAGACAUUUUAAACAGUCAACAAAUUAUUACUUGACCAUUUUUGCCAGAAGGCUAAUAAGUGGUCGUAAAAGUGUUCUUAGACGCCCCAAAGUGUUUAGUAUUUUGUGCUAAAAGCAUUUGAAAGAACACUGAGCUGUGCAGAUACAAGCUAAAUCAGUCUACUUGAGGACGUGAAAGUAAAGUAUCCUCGUACUAUAUGCUUGUUUGCUUGACCCAAGAUGUGCAUUACCUCCCUACUCUCAAACAAGCAUUAGCUUUGGGCCAUGGCUUUCGCCGAGUGGCAUAUUACAUUCCAUUCCAUCUGACAUUCCCUUGUCUAGUUCUCAGGAACUCUACAACACAUCUGAAAAUGCAUGUCAUUGAAGACAGGUUUUCUAUGCACACAUUACCCAGCCAUGGCCUGCAUGAUAAGUAAGCCAAUGAGUCAUGCUAUUUUCUGUCUAUUACAGUGUUUAUUGUUUACCUGAACUCUCCUGGUUUACAAUUCCACAGUAAUAGAGGCGGUUUAAGAGGGCUCUAAAAAAGGUGACUCAUAGACAGUUCACACCACACCCAUGCUUACUCAAAUGUUUCUGCAAAGUUGUCAGUUCCUCUUUAAUCAUUAGCCUAAGGCAAAUGUGACUGAAGCACUUUCUAUUUAUCAUCUGGGUAUUUCAUGAAUUACUUAACUGGAAAAUGACCAUGUCCUCUGAAGUGUUUUUAUUCCAAGUAUAACUUGAACACAA
Molecule: messenger RNA, 2246 nt
Organism: Salvelinus namaycush (lake trout)
Lineage: Eukaryota; Metazoa; Chordata; Actinopteri; Salmoniformes; Salmonidae
Product: serine/threonine-protein kinase 17B-like
Exons: 8
Coding region: 187-1230 (347 amino acids)
Biological process (GO): protein phosphorylation; intracellular signal transduction; positive regulation of apoptotic process
Cellular component (GO): nucleus
Molecular function (GO): ATP binding; protein serine/threonine kinase activity
Source: RefSeq, a predicted model, not a curated record